GCCUGACCAGUCUGAGAGUUCCGAGCGCGCGCUUUCUUGUGCCUUUUUCCUUGACUGUCGCCCCCUGGGCAAAGGCUUUGCGGUGUUAGAGGCGGCCGGAGGCGUGCUUUCCCGCGAGGAUUUGCGUCGUGGUGCUGGUCUCCCCGAGAUUCCUGGCUGGCGCCUUGUUGUCAGUGGAGGUAGGCGAUGCAGGCGAGGCUUCGAGGUCCGCUGUGGUGAGACCCUUGUUCUGACUGUGGUCCCUUUGCCGCCUGGCGUUGCCAGCUUCAGUCUCGACGUUCUGUCUGAGUCCGAGUCCUCCGCUUGGGGAUCGGCUGAGGAAGACGUUGGGGAUCAGGGUGAAGUUGGGCAUCUACCUGCCCCUUUCCACCGCAUUGGGGAAGAUCCUCCGCAGACGGAAGGCCCGAUUGCCCCACCUGACGAUGCUGAGUCGGACGAGGAGUCUAGCAGCGUCUGGCACCCCACCUUUCUGGUGUUUGCACUGAAUACUGUUCCUGAAGAAGUCCAGUUGACCUUGCAUGCACCAUGUGGCCUUGAUACAGCACGCUCAGCCAUUGGGGAGGCUAUGUCUGCCGGCCGUAGCCGUUACUACCCAUAUCUGCUCUUCGCAGACCCGCAGCCGACGCAAUACUGGGGAGCUGCCGUCUCUUUGCCACAAUGGGCUAAGAACGAACCAGCUGUCUUGCUCAACCUUUUAGACUUCGACGACAGAUGUUUUCUGGUGACACUCGCCAAUCCAUUCACCAAAAACCACGUGCUCCGCGCAGCUGGCCUGCCACCGGGAGCAAAUGUCGACGUCUUUCCUUCCCGAGAGCACAUUCCGAUGGGGCCGGACAGGGAAUGCAGCCUGGUUGUGGGCGGGACCGUCUCGGUAAUGAGGCCAGGGGCUCGCUUUAUAGUCCAAGGAUUCUCGAUCUGGACGAUGCUUGUGUCCCCCCAUUGUUGGGACCCGAACCCUCGGAUCCCUGCGCCUCCGGGCGGCCACAGAGCUCUGGUUGUACAAGACUCCGCUUUCGGUUACAUGUCCACCGAUGCCGACGACAUGCACCUUAGGGACGCUGUCCUUAGGGAACAUGGCAUCCCGCCAAGGCAGGCGCACUUCGCUAUGGGGGUCCCCACCCCCACCGAUAUCCAGUAUCUUGGCCUAUACUGCGAGAGACUUUGUGCCUUUGCCGUUGCUAAUGCCACGACUGCACAGCUGGAUGCCUCCCCUUGUGUCACCAUACUUGAUUGCCGGCCUCUGCUACAAGGCUGGGCCCUCUGGCUCACCGACGGGCCCCGCGUCUCCUAUGCCGAGCUUGUAGACUGGUUGGACACCUUCGCACCUGAGGGUUGGAUACCGCAAGUUGAAGGUGCCGAGAUAAACAACUCUACGGGAAUGCUCGAAGUUCAUGACGGAUGUGUACUGGUUGCGGAGUAUGCUCCCUCCUCGUCUGCCGACUUCCUUUCGAGCUCAUCUGAUCGUCCGAACGCUCGGAUCCCGGAGGCCGCAGAGGAAUCUGACUCGGAGGGGCCUUCCGACCACAGCGAUGGCAGCCAGGCAAUGGCCCAAGGUGCCAACGCCUCCCGCAGCAGGUCGCCCAGGCGAGGUUUCUCGCGGAGCAGUGGACGCUCCACUGGUGAGUGCCGGCACUUGUCCUACCUGCGUCUCCUUACCGGCUUGCUGGGAGGCCGGUGGCACUAUGAUGCUGCCCUGGGGCCACAGCGGGGUGCACCGCUCUUUGCCACGCCGCCUGAGCUCUCCUCUGAGGAAGAGGACGAGGUUUUCCUCCGUCUCGGUUGCGCAGUCCUUAAGGUUGGCUACAGGCCUGAGUGCUUGUCUGUGGCUUUUCGGAUACCUGCUGCCGAGGAUGAUCUCGCGUUCACAAUUCAGGCCUCCCGUAGCCACUCUUAUAGGCGACUGUUUUCCAACAUUGCGCCAAUUUUGCCCCAGCCGAUCCCCGGCACUGCCAUCUUCAUUGCAACUCCGUCUUGGAGCUCAGACCUUCAUGCGGUCUGUUUCUCCACUGCGAGCCUCGAUGGCAGAGUUUUCGUUACCCACGCUCCAGAUUAUGUUUCCAGGCACGAACUGUUGUGGCUAGCCCACCUGGAUGGCACACUGGAAGUUGACAUCUACGUGGGCACAGAUAAUGACCCACUGGUCGGCGAACACCCUGUUCAUUUGUUCCCAGCUGCCUUGGUUACCUUCGUUGCCCGAGGCUCCGUGCCGCCGCCCCGCCGGACCCUGUGGGAGUUCUUGCUCAGCCCUGAUGGUUGGUCCCCCGACCCGCAACUCCCGGAAGUACAGGCAGGCGAUGCCUACUGUGUUGUGCAGCCUGGCGCUUCCUUCCUACACUUUUCGCCACAGGAGCCUACACAGUAUCGUGCAGCAAUCGCCCGGGCCACAGGUUUCGAUCUUAGAACGCUGCGGAUACAGGCGGCGCAGCCGAUUGUUGGCCUGAACAUGUGCUUGUCCGGGUACCUGUGCCGGUUACUCCGGCCGAAGCCUUCGGCUUUGUUGCCCAAGCCAGGGAUGCCGAAGCCCAUGGAAAGCGGCCGGAUCAUUGAGGUUCACCCCCAACCACGCACAGGCCAGGCUUAUGCCAUUGCACUUCCGAUGUGGUGGUACGAUGGGGCUGCCGUCCUCAUUGAUAGCCGUUUCCCGCACGGCCACAUCUUUUCCAUUGUCUUGCCUCGGGUCAUUAGGCGUGAUGGUCUGCUUGCCAUGCUUGGGCUCGACCCUUCUUCUGUGGCUCGUAUCUUUAUCCGGGACAUGCCAUGGCCUUUGCAGGAUGGUGAUCAGGUCGACCUCUCCGAGGGCGACCUGAUUACGGUCUUGGACUCCGUGGAGCCUUUUGACCAGCUUUCUCCCUUAGCCUCCUUGUUGAGACGACCCCGUUCCUGGGAGGCUUUCCCCGAGCUCAGUGGCGCGCAGUACAAUGUAUCGUGGAUUCUGUCUGAUGGCCCGGUGGCAGCUGCGCAGGUUGACCGUGAUCUUUUUGCGUCCAGCAGUUCAGGGGCUGCUGCAUCCCUGCAGCUCACCGAUGGCCUUUUCACGCUUGUCCCGACUGCUCCAGACAUCUAUGACCACGCCUGGCAUGGUGUGCUGUCGCAUGGUGUCCUGAUUGCGUGCCAGACGCAAGACUUCACGCCGUACGGCCCGCAUGACCGAGUGCCCUUCGUACUGGACUUACGACCAAUCCUCCUCCCUCUUGGUUGGUCGUACGCCGAAGAUGGCCUCCUUGAUGUUGCAGCUAUAUGCGGGCGGCUAGUCCAUAGAUGCCCGCGCGGCUUCCACAUAAGGCUUUACGGGGGACGCUUUAUUGAUGGGGGCAAUCACUUUCGCCGUGUUGAUGUUGGGGAGGUACUCUCUGUUGAAUUUCAGCCCGACUAUUUGCAUGGCGUGCGCAUCCAAGAGCCCGCCUCUGCUGCACAAGCAGUCAUCGCCGACCCAUCUGAAUCCGAGCCUGAUGGCGGCGGCGAUCCUGCUUCAUCAUCCACCUCAUCGCGUGCUGACGCAGGCACCGGGGCAACCCAGAGGUGGGCGAGGCCGUGCCUGCGCACCACUCCCUUUUCUUCCGCUGCUGCCAUUCUGAUGUGCACGUGGGGCUGGGGCCUUUAUGCUUAUGUGUCUCAUGAGGGAGUACUGAGUGAACACUCCUUUGCGUGUACCAACGGAGAAGCCGAGGCCGUUGGUUGCGGGCUGCGUCCACAAGCUUGCGCUGCCCUGCUGUCGGGUAUACCUACGCCUGCGCGCUCAAACACUGUCCCGACUGUUCUCUGUGAAGGGAACCAGCCCGGACCCUCCGCUGACAGUGUGGCCGUUGACGACGAGAGUGCCUCUGCCGAGGACCCCACCGAUGUCCUGAGCACUCUGCUUGAGGAGAGCGUCGCGAAUAUGGCAGGCUACCCCUUCUACUGGGCGGCUUCUCGCCUCGAGACCCUUGUAGAAGACAGGGUGUCUCGAUGUGCCAUAUGGGAAUCCUCCGCUCUGGGUGGUCCCGGAGAGGACGCUCCGCCUUCUCCGCGACCCUUGUCACUUGAAGCAUUGCUCCCCCUGCCUGGUCUCGUCUUGCCCCCUGUCGAGCCUGCAGUUGGGCUUGUUGACUUUGCUGGCAUGGGGGUUCCGCGCGGCCCUCUUUUUCUGGAGGGAGUGCCACUCGGCUUCACGGCUGAACAAGCCUCGCUCUUCUUGCAGCCAGAUGUCCGCUUUGGAACCUUGUCGGACUUGGCGCAAAUCUUGUCUCCUGAUGAGCGGCACCGCCUGGCGCGCAUUAUGCCUGCCCCUUCUGCGCACUCGGCCAUUCAUUGUUUUGCGGACGGAUCCUUCACUCCGGCUGGUGGGGGCGUGCCUUGCCUGCUUGGGUGGGCGGUUGCUUUCCUCGACCCGGCCACGUGCGGACUGAGUAUCGUCUCUGGAGGUGCGCCGCCGUGGUAUGACAGGUGCAAGGUUCAGCCCUCCGCUUUUGUUUCCGAGCGCUUUGCCCUUACCGCCGCGGUCUGGAUCGGGAGCACUGCCUUCGGAGCGCGGGAGGUCCGAUAUUUUUCUGACUGCCAGGCGGCGCUUGUGGCGCUCCGUAAGGGCUCCCUGUCUUUCUGCCAUGUGCCUGGCCACUGUGGAUACUUUGGCAAUGAGGUUGUCGAUUUCGCUGCCAAGCUUGCUGCUAAAGGCAAUGCUGUAGGUGGCCUUGUGUGGCGUGAGUGGGCCGGUGCCGAGCCCCGCGACUGGUGGUGUGAUGGAGGUAAGCUCAUUGAGUGGUGUGGGGUCUGCCUCCGCGGUGCCCUUGGUGAUGCUUCUUUCCCGUCCUUGGGACCUUUGCGCCGUGUGCCACGUGACAACCUUGGGCUCACUCCAGCUGAACUCGUCGCGCCUUUCCGUCCUGUUUCCGCAGCGGCUGCCUUCGAUGUCCCGGCCGAUGAUAGCAACACCUGUGCUCUUGGCCUAUGCUUUGCUACAUACAAUGUUCUGUCUUUGAGCGGCAAGGCUUUUGCGGACGGCCUCAAUGCUGGUAUCGCGUUUGCUGCUGGGAGACCUGCGCUCCUCGCCUCCUGCCUGGAGCGUACAGGUGUGCACGCUGCUGCGAUCCAGGAGGCCCGUACGGAGCAAGGCUUUAUCAAAACCUCGGGCUUCCUGCGUUUUUCCUCUGGUGGCGACGCUGGUUGCCUGGGUGUUGAGCUGUGGUUCCGGGAUGGUUUCUCCCUUAUGCGUCGGGAUGGGGAUGGAUCCUGUGUCGGUGCUGCCUUUUGUAAGGAGGCUUUCCAAGUCUUGCACAAAGACAGUCGUCGGCUCAUCCUCCAUUUCCACCGCGGUCCGCUGCGUCUCUGCUUCGCCUCGCUACAUGCGCCGCACAGGGGCACGGAGCGCGACCAGUUGAGCCAGUGGUGGUCUGACACCCUUGACAUCCUUAAGCGUGCUGCUACGAGGGCACCGCUUGUCAUUGGUGGGGACUUCAACGCAUCGGUCGGCUCGCUUUGUUGCGAUCGUGUCGGCGACCAUGCGUCUGAGGAGCAAGAUGAUGCCAGCGCUUUCUUGCGUGAACUUGCCGAGGCCUGCGCCGUAUGGCUCCCGUCAACUUGGUCCGCUUGCCACACAGGAGAGUCCUGGACGUACAUCCAGAAGCGGAACCAUUUGCAUACGCGUGCAGACUUCGUUUGUCUCCCUGAUGCUUGGUACCAUGCCGGUGUGAAGUCUUGGACUGCCCCUGGCGUCCAUGUCGGCCAACCCUAUGUGGACCAUGUUGCUGCGGUUGCGCGUGUGCACGCCAGGGUCCGUUGUGGUUCUGGCACCCGGCCGCCGAGACUUGCUGGCAUUGAUGCGCGUGCCCUUGCUGACCCGCAGUACAGAGACAAGGUCGUCAGUAUCGUCGCGGGUGCGCCUGAGAUCCCCUGGGCUGUUUCAGCUGAUGCUCAUGCAGCCGCGCUGGUUGGCUACUUACAGGGUUCUCUGGCUGACACUUUCCCUCGGUGCACUGGAAAACCCCGGCAUGCCUACAUAACUGCAACCACCUGGGGCAUGCAUGCCACAGUAGCUGCCCUUCGAAAGCAGUGUGCGGCCCUACGCACGCGUGUCCGUCGUCACUGGCUCGCUGCUUCGUUCUCCACUUGGGCCUGCGCCGACCCUGAUAUCCUGCGACGCGCUGCAAAGUCGCCCUGGAUCCUCCGUGCAAUGCGAGUUGGUGAUCAGAAAGGAGCGGAACUGCGCUUUGCCUCAUCCCAGCUCAAGCAGGCUUGUAAGGAUGAUCGAGCCGCUUACCUUACAGCCUUGGCUGAUGAUGUCCAGGCGAACAAGCCAGAUGCCUACCAGGCCCUCAAUAGGCUCCUUGGUCUUCGUCAAAGACGGCCAUAUACUCCAGAUGUACUUCCAGAGAUCCUUGACUCCGAGGGCAAACCAUGCAGCACCGCUGAUGAAGCUACUGCCAGGUGGAGGUCCCACUUCGGGGCUAUGGAGGCCGGUGUGGAAGGCACACCUGAACUCUUGGCUUCUGUUGUUGCGGAAAGGGAGGGGCUGGUCUGGCCGCGUCCUGCCGACAUUACUAUGCUCCCUAGUCCAGGGGAUGUAUGUUGUGCGAUGUCUACCUUGAAAAACCGGAAGGCCAGUGGACCUGAUGGCAUCCCAGGAGAGUUCUUCCGUGCGCUGCCUUCCAGUGUUGUUCAGUUGGUGAUGCCUUUGAUCCUCAAGCUUGGCCUCUUGGGCGAAGAAGCAGUGGGUCUCAAAAGCGCACUGAUGACCUACCUCUACAAGCACAAGGGGGCCCGGAACAAGUGUGAGUCCUACAGGGCAAUCAUGCUGCUCCCGACACUUACAAAAGUCAUCCAUAAGGCUUUCAGGCCAGGUCUGUACGAGCAUGUGAUGGCGUGCGCGCCCCCUAUCCUUCUUGGGGGUAGACGGGGGGCUUCUGUUGUCUUUGGGAGCCACACAGUCCGCUCCUUCUGCAACUGGUGCUCACAGAACCGUAUGCCAGCGUGUGUGCUCUUCGCUGAUGUGGCGUCGGCCUACUACCAAUCUGUUCGUGACCUUACGGCCCGGCGCCAAGGGACACAGGCGGACUCCACACGCAUGCCUGUGCUCCCUGUCGAUUCUCCCGGCUAUGAGGGCCUUCUGGAGCGCUUGGCUGGGCGCAGUGCUUUUGCCCGUGGUGACGCCCCUGCUUGGCUGGAGUCUCUAGCUGCGGAGAUGCAUAGGGGUUCCUGGUUCUCUCUGCGAGGGGACCACGUCCCUGUCAUUACCCGUCGGGGGUCUAGGCCGGGUUCAGCUCUGGCGGAUUUAAUGUAUAGUGCUGGCAUUGAAUCCAUUGUCGCCAUGCGGGACUCUCUGCGCGCGGCGACGCCCAGGGCGGGCCCCGCUCCCUUGAUACAGUGGGACCUACGGAGGGAUCUUUCUGCUCUUGCUCCUCCCUGCGGUACCGUUCGGUUGUCCGAUGUCGUGUGGGCAGAUGACUUGGCAUCUUGCAUUGUGCUGGCAUCGGCACAUCAGGCAGCUGCCCAGACAGCUGUCGAGGCCUCGGUUCUGGACGAGGCGUUCGCCGUGCACGGAUAUACCCUGUCGUAUGGUGUCUCUAAGACAGCUGCUAUGGUGAUCCUCCAGGGUGAUGGGGCUCGAUCAGCUCGGCGUGCGCUCUUUCGUGGUAAAGGGGAGCUUGCCGUUCUCCGUGAGGAUGCAGGCCCUGUCUCGCUCCCGCUUGUAGCGGCCUAUAAACACUUAGGAGUUCUCAUUAGCGCUAACCGCUCCUUUUUGCCGGAGCUUCGUGCCCGCAGUUCCUCUGCUUGGUCUGCCUUUCGACAGGGGCGCCUUAAGGCUUACCGCUGCCGACGGAUCGCUGUUGCCAGGCGAGGGGCCUUGCUUUCGACUAUGGUAUUGCCUCGCUUGUUGUUUGGUGCUGGGGCGUGGCCCCGCCUUCGCAAGGGCGAAGAGGGUUUCUACCAUAGGUCGGUCUUUGCGUUGUUUCGCCAGACCCUCUGUGUGCCCCAUGGGGAAGACCAACACAUCUCGGGCGCGAUGGCAUGUGCCCUUUUGCAUUUGCCUGAUCCUGCGACGCUUCUUCGCGUCGAGCGCUUGCGGUAUUUGCGUCAGCUGGUUCAGUCUGCACCUGACGCGCUGUGGGCCCUGCUUAGGCAUGAUAGUGCAUACUUGGGCGAGCUUCGUGAGGCGAUGCGCUGGUUGUAUGCCCGCCUGCAUGAGACCAUUGGGCUUGCCGAUCCGCUCGAGAGCUGGGAACCAUGGGCGGAGGUAAUGUGCCGGGCACCAGGUAGGUUUCGAGGUUGGAUCAAGCGUGCUUCCGCCCUCGAGUCGUGCAGGCUUGCGGCCUACGCCUCACUUCAUGCAUGCCGGCGUUUCUUCGCAGCGUACAGUGAUGCGCUCCCGACGCCUGCGGGUGGCAUCCACUAUGAGGAGGCGUGUUUGCCGUGCCGUCUCGGGUUCGUCGACCGUGUCUCGUGGGCUUGCCAUGCCAGUCGCCUUCACGGGUAUCGUACCCGCGCUACUACCCUUACUGCUGGGACCACCCAGGCUUGGUGCAGUGGGUGUGGUCGCUUGUAUGCCAACAAUGCCCGGAUGCGUCGGCACGUCUUCAUGACGCCCACAUGCCAACAGAAAUGGGGGUCCUUCUCCCUCGAUGGGCCUGCUCCUUCUGCUGGCAUACACCCGCUGGCACCCCCUCUUCAGCUCCCAGGGGUUGGAGCAAACGCUGGUGGUUUUGAGCCGGACUUUGCAGCUGAGGGCACCCGGCUCUGCUUUCAGCCCUCUUGGAUCUCGAUGAUGCUGCCGAGACCCAUGUGUGGGCGUUAG
Molecule: messenger RNA, 8764 nt
Organism: Symbiodinium sp. CCMP2456
Lineage: Eukaryota; Dinophyceae; Suessiales; Symbiodiniaceae
Source: the annotation of a GenBank genome assembly